This is a messenger RNA of Aplysia californica (California sea hare), 1320 nucleotides long. Its product is annotated as mitochondrial ornithine transporter 1. The transcript has 8 exons. Gene Ontology annotation, molecular function: L-ornithine transmembrane transporter activity. Bases 151 to 1131 code for a protein of 326 amino acids. The record is from RefSeq and is a predicted model, not a curated record. NCBI's taxonomy places the organism in Eukaryota, Metazoa, Mollusca, Gastropoda, Aplysiida, Aplysiidae. Gene Ontology annotation, biological process: mitochondrial L-ornithine transmembrane transport.
CCGCGACCUAUGUGGCGAGGAGUUGGCUGCUAGAUCUACUGCUGUGCAAGUUGGAAUUUUGUGAGGGAAAAUUGGAGAAGAUUAGAAAAGCAACAGUGCCCUACCCAACUGAAGAAGAGUGACAGAUCAGAGAUCUGCGUGCCCUGAAGAAUGGAGCCCCCGAUUGAGUUAAUCGAAGCCGAGGCUGGCCUCACGGCAAAGUCAAGGUCAACUGCCGCAGACGCUGUCAUUGACUUCGCAGGAGGCACCAUGGGAGGCAUCACCAGCGUGUACGUGGGCCAGCCCCUGGAUACGGUCAAGGUCAAGAUGCAGACCUUCCCCACCAUGUACCGGAACGGCCUCGACUGUUUCCUCAAGACCUUCCGUCAGGACGGCAUCGCUCGUGGAUUGUACGCCGGGACGGUCCCCUCCCUCGCUGCCAACAUAUCGGAAAACGCUGUGCUCUUCCUUUUUUAUGGCGUUUGUCAAAAGCUGGUUGCGGGCGUGAUGGGAGGCAAGGAAGUGAAAAACUUGAACCCGUUUGAGAACGCGGUGUCUGGGGGAAUGGCGGCGUUUUUCUCCUCGUUCUCGCUGUGUCCCACGGAGCUGAUCAAGUGUCGUCUGCAAGCCAUGAGGGAGAUGGCUACCAAAGGGCAGCUGGAGGGUGGCCUGGAGAGACUCAAGAUAGGGCCGUUUGGCCUGACCAAGGAAAUUCUCCAGAAGGAGGGAGUGAAAGGAUUGUUCAAGGGCCUGACCGCCACCUUUCUGAGGGAGAUGCCCGGCUACUUUUUCUUCUUCGGGGGCUACGAAAUCUGUCGCCAUCUCCUCACCCCUCCUGGGAAGACCAAAGACGAAAUAGGUCCAUUGAGGACCAUCCUGUGUGGAGGAGUGGGCGGGGUCACCCUCUGGGUCAUCAUUUUCCCGGCCGACGUGGUCAAGUCUCGGAUACAGGUCCAGUCUGUGUCGGGCAAACCUCCGACGUUCAGGACCGUGUUCUUCAAGAUUCUGCAACAAGAAGGACCCAAGGCUCUCUACACGGGACUCGGACCGACAGUCGUGAGGACGUUCCCAGCCACCGGCGCCCUCUUCCUGGCUUACGAGACCACCAAGAAAUCUUUAAACCGGCUACACGAUUACGCGACUAGCCCUUAGAUAGUAGAAGUAAACUGCCGCAGAUCUGUCGAGUGUGUGUGGUGGCGUGUAUGGCUGGAUGUUUGGUUUUUGGAGGACAGCUUUAUCAGAUUUUAGAAAUGUCACAACAUUAUUCUUCUGUUCCAAGGGGACGUUCAAAUAUAAUCUUACGCCUGGAAAGGGGGGAGAGGAGGGGAAGGGGGGAUCUUC